AUGUGGGGGGCGACCCGGCACGCCACGGCCACGGCGGUGGCGGCCGCUGUGCUCGCGAGCGCAGAGGCGCUGGUGCUGCUGGUGCAGCUGGGAUUGCCGCCCGCGGACUUCGACAGAGAGCUGGCGCUCCGCCUGGCGGCCAUGGCCCCCGCCACGGCGCAGCGGCCCAGCUUCUGCCGCGGCGCAGUCCUGGAUGGAGAGGGCGCGAUCGACGUGAGCGACGACGGCGGCGUGGUCGGCGACGUGAGCUCGCUGGGCGCUGAUCUCAUGGGCUCCCAGGAGAUACGAGACGUGGCAUCUGCCUUCGAAGAUGCCCCCACGUUCCCAUCACAGGAGGUGCGCACGGCAAAGGCGGGGCCUGGUAAAGGCAAAGGUGCACGUCGGCCCCGGCUGGAGCCCGAAGCAGUUCAAGACGGAAAUCACCUCAGGAAGUGCCGCGCAGCUAUCGUGUCCAAGUUUGGUGACGGCCGCCGCAUUGUCAUGGGCAAGGACUUGGGGUCUUCUCUAAUAAAAUGGGGCAAGGAACUUCAGAAGCGAGUUGCCCCUGGUCGUGAAUCGCCGCCCACGCUCAUGUGCAACGAGGGGGCCCCGCGCAAGCAUGGGAUCUCCGAGGGCGAGCUCCAGCUCGCCGCCGCCGACGUCGCGGCUGCUCCCAAGGAUGUCAAGUUGGCCGAGUCCCCCGGCAAGCGCCUGGCGACUGUCUGCGGUGGCUUCAACUUUUCCGCCGGCGAGGCGGUGAUCGUGGUCGAGGGGGGCGAGCCGGCGCGAGUCGAGCGCGGAGGCGGUGCAGUUGACGCAAUUGACCGCGUCUGCUGCUCGCUGGCGAGCUGGCGGGCCCGCCGGCUUCGCAUCUCCGCGGCGACCGCGGGCUUGGCCGAGGGGGUGUUCGACGAGAAGCCUGUGAUCAGCUAUUUCGGUCAACGCCCCUUCUCCCUCGACCUCGGUUCAGGCCUCUCGGAGGCGGAGCCGCGCGAAGGAGGCUGCGUUCGCUACCGCGGCAAUGCGAGGUUCUUGGGUUUGCGAAGCACGGGCAUUCAGUUGCUGUCAGUGGCGAUGAAUGGGGUGCUGCGUCAUGCAUUAGAAUGCGCGGCCCCAACGAACCAGCGAGGGUUCGUGCCGCGGGGGUAUCUCGGCUUGAACGCCAUCGAGAUCGGCGGAUUCGCCCGCGCGCUGUCCGUCGCCCCCCUGCAGUCCCUGGGCACCCCGCUCUUGUUCUCCUUGGAUUCCGGCCAGGCCUUCCCCCUCCUGAAUCAGGACAUUGGCCUCGUGAGGGCCUGUGCCGAUGAUCUUUGCGGCGCCGCGCGGGCCGUGCCCGACUUGCGCGAGAGCUAUCGCAUCGUGAUGUUGGCCGAGGCCGUGGCGAGUUUGCGCCCCCAGGUGGCGAAGUGCCACGCGGUGCUGUUGUCGGGCCCUUUCUCGGCCGAGCUGUCUGGGGCGGUCGCCGCUGCCCCGUGCAACCUGGCCCCCGAGUGGGCUGGCUUCGAGGCGCUGUUUGUCACUGCGCUCGUUGCCGCCCGAUGCACGCCGCCCUCCGUCGCGCGCUUGCCCGCCCAUUCCCCGCCCCUGUUCUUCGCCGAUGGGGUCUAUGGUGCCCGUGCCUCGAGGAUCGGCGCGGGCGUUUGGGGCGUGGUCGACGAGCUCCCCGCGUUACCUGACUCGCCGCCGAGCAGUUCCACAGAGGAGGUUGACUGGGUCAUUGGCGCCCCGGACAAUGUGACGAUUGGUUCAUCGGGCCUCCUUACCGUGGCACUGAGGAAGCAAUACGUGCCCAUAGAGAAGAACGGCGCGGUCAUCGCGUACAAGACUUCCUAUUUUGGCAACAUAUCGGUUGGCGCGCCAGAGCCUCAGGAGUUCACCGUGGUCUUCGACACGGGAUCCGCGCACCUCGUGCUCCCAUGCACUGGCUGCGACAGCGAGACCUGCGCAAAGCACCGGCUGUACAAUCGCUCGAUGUCGGGGACGAGCGUGGACAUCGAGCACGACGGCAAGCUGGUCCCUGCAGGCGUCGACAAGAGCCAGCGCGACCAGCUGGCGAUCACGUUCGGGACGGGCAAGGUCGUCGGCGAGUUUGCGGAGGACCAGGUGUGCCUGGGGCCGCGGCCGGAGGAUUGCAGCACCAUGCGGGUGGUGCUCGCGAACGAGAUGUCCGCGGAGCCCUUCGGGCUCUUCGCCUUCGACGGCGUGCUCGGGCUCGGGCUCGACGCGCUGGCGCUAAUCCCGAGUUCAGCUUCUUCGGGAGGAUGA
This is a messenger RNA of Prorocentrum cordatum, 2244 nucleotides long. Lineage: Eukaryota; Dinophyceae; Prorocentrales; Prorocentraceae. The record is from the annotation of a GenBank genome assembly.